This is a messenger RNA of Paramecium pentaurelia, 4374 nucleotides long. NCBI's taxonomy places the organism in Eukaryota, Ciliophora, Oligohymenophorea, Peniculida, Parameciidae. The record is from the annotation of a GenBank genome assembly.
AUGAAAAUUACCUUGGCAAUAUUGAUCCUAUUGCCAUUAGUAUUCAGUCAAAACAUUGUUGUGUCUCCUUCGACAGCAUGUAAAUGCUAAUAAUUUUUAAGCGAAAAUGGAUGUAAUAAUAAUACACUUGGAUAAUGUUAAUGGAAUCAAAAGAAUUAGAUAUGUUAAUAAGCAUCAUGUGGAAAUAUUUAAUCAUAAAAUGAUUGUUUGAUUUCUAAAAAAAAUUGUUAUUGGAAUGGUCAAAGUUGUGCUGCUUUUACAUCUUGUACUAAAUUAACUUCCAAAAUUGGUUUGAUAUGUCCAUAAUAAAAUAUCUCUUGUUAUGGAUCAAAUACUAAUUAAUGUUAAAGUAUAUCUUCGUUACCAAAAUGUAUAACUUUUCAAAUAGGAACUUGUGGUUAAUAAGGAGGUUAUGCUGGAUCGGAUGGAUUAUGUACUUGGGAUACUAAUCUUAAAGAAUGUAUUGUGGCCACUAAUUGCAGUUAACUAUUAAAUCAAUAGGUUUGUAAUACUUAUAUUUAAAAUGCUUGUAUUUGGGAUUUAAAUAAUGGAGUUUGUACUUAAGCUACAUGCACUUAAUUAUAAGAUUAAUAAAGUUGUAAAUUUUUUGUUGCAAACUUGGAUCCAAAUCAAAUUUAUCCAUGUUUUUAUUAAUAUAAUUAAUGUGUAGAUGCUUCAUAAACAUUAUUCUAAACUUAAGAUUAAUGUUAGACUAAUACUUUAUUAAAUUACAGAUGGGUAGGAACUUAGAAAGAUGGUAUUUGUGUAAGUUGUACUUAAUAAUUAUUUGAACCUGCUAAUAAAUGUGCUUGUGAAUAAUUCAUGCUUGAAACAGCAUGUAAUUCAUCAUAAUAUUGUUAAUGGAUUUAAAAUAGUUGUUAAGAUAUUCAAUGUAAUUAAAUUAAUAAUUAACUAUAAUGUAGUAUGAAUAAAAAUUGUUAUUGGAAUUUAUAAUCAUAGAAUUGUUAAAACUUUUAUAGUUGUAAUUAAUUAAUAGCAGUAAAUUUAUUAACUUGUAUUACUUAAUCUAGAAAUUGUCCAAAUUAUAUGUAUUAAACUUGUUAUUCUUCUUAUGGUUUAUGUAGUUAAAUUUAUUAAUCAUAAUGUGAUGGAUCUAUUACAAAUGAAGGAAUUUGUUAUUUUAAUGAAGCCAAAUAAGUUUGUUAAAGUCUUUAAUCUUGUACAGAUAUAAUUGAUGAAAAUAUAUGUAAUCAAAUUUCAAGAUUAUGUUUAUGGUCUACAGUUAAUAAUAAGUGUUAACAAUUAACAUGUUCAAAUGUUAAAUAGUAAAAAUAAUGUACUUUUGUGUUCAAAAAUUUGAAUGGAACAGAUAUACAAAUAUGUGAAUGGACUAAUAAUUCUUGUUCCAAUGCUAAAAAUAUAUUAAAUCUAAAUGAGGCACAAUGUAGUUCUAAUUCUCAAUUUACUUAUAUGUAUACAGGAUCAAAAUGUGUAAAAUGCUUUUAAGCAUCUAUCAUAUUACCUGAAUAAUGUUCUUGUUCCUAAUUAUAUUUAGCAUAAGAUUGUUAUGCUAAUCCAUUAUGUAAUUGGAAUGGUUAAAUUUGUAAGUUGUAAAAUUGCUUAUCUAUAACUAAUUAAGAAUUAUGUGUUCAAAACAUUUACUGUCAAUGGACAGAAUAUGGUUGUUCUGACUUUUAAACAUGUUUUGGAUUAUUUGGAUCAACACCUAAAGAUUGCAUAUCUCAAUCAAUUAACUGUCCCUAUAGUGAUGGUGUAAGAUGUUAAAAUAAAUACUACUAUUCUCCUUGCCAAAGUUUUACAUAGGUUUCAUUAUGUACUAAUUAAUUGGGAAGUGAUGGUCUUUGUAUUUGGAAUAAAACAAGUAGUAGUUGUUAAGUCUUAUCAAAAUGCAACCAAAUCUUAAAUUCUACUUAUUGUGGAAUAUAUGAAUAUGUAUGUAAUUGGUCAAAAGAUUAAUGUAAUUAAUCUACAUGUAGCACUUUUACAACUCCAGAAUAAUGCAAAUUUUAUUAUUAAUCUCUUAAUUCAUUUACUCCUAUUGGAUGCAAAUGGAAUAUAACUACUAAUGUUUGUGAAUAAAUAGGUUCUAUGUUAACAGCAUAUAAUAGUGCUAAUUGUUAUUCAAAUACUGCUAAAACAGCUAGAUGGAGUUAAACAUUAAGUUAUAAUGGUGUUUGUAUUAGUUGUGGAGUUAAAUAUAUACCUAAUCCUUUUAAAUGCAGUUGUCAAUAACUUAUCUCAUAAAUAAAUUGUAUUUAGAAUUCAUUAUGUUAUUGGAGUCAAACCUCAAAAUCUUGUUAAGAAUAUGAAUGUUCAGCCUUACCUGAAAACUUAUGCGUAACUAACAUGAAAUGCAUGUGGACAACAAAAGGUUGCACAAAAUUCACUUCAUGUAGUCAAAUUAAAGGAGAAUCAUUAGAUGAAUGUUUAUCAUAUUCAUUAUACUGUCCUUAUAAUCCUGGAUUAAAGACUUGUUCAAGUUUAAAAGAUUUUCCUGAAUGUGAAGAGCAUAAAACAUAAGAUACUUGUGUUGGUGUGUAUGGUACAGGUAAAAGUAUUUGCGCCUGGGACUAUCGAAUUUAAAGAUGUACUAAAUUUCACUCUUGUGGAGGAUUGGGUUAAUUAAGUUGUGAAUAAUUUUCUUUAUAUUGUGCAUGGAUUAACACUACUUAUUAUGGUUUUUGUUAAGAGAGAACAUGUGCUAAUUAUAAAACAAAAUAUUCUUGUACAUAUGUUUUAAGCAUAACUGAUCCAAAUUUAAUUUAACCUUGUUAAUGGUAGAAUGGUGUAUGUCAACCUAUCAUUAUUCAAUAAGCAACAGAUGCUAAUACAUGUUUUACAAAUUCAAAUGGAACAAGUCGUUGGACUUCAGAUUCCUAAACAACAGGAUUUUGUGUUCCUUGCAAUUUACCAUCAUAUGCUGUUCAAUAUGAAAAUAAAUGUUCAUGUUCAUAAAUACUUAAUUAAAGUGAAUGUAAAUAUCCAUUUUGUAAUUGGUCAAAUAAUUAAUGUGUUCAAAAUUCAUGUACAAAUAUUUAAAAUUAAUUUGAAUGUUCAUAAUAAAGAUAUUGUUAUUGGUAGAUUAGUUAAAAUAGAUGUAAUCAAAUAUAGAUAUAAUUGAAUUUCUGUACAACAUUAAAAGGAAAUUCAUCUUUGGAAUGUUUAGCUUAAAGUAUUAAUUGUCCAACUACUUUGAAUGGAGUAUGUUAAGAUAGGUCAUAUUUAUAAACAUGUAGUAGUAUAACCACUCAAGCAGCAUGUGCUAAUAGUAUUGGAUAAGAAGGCUAUUGUACAUAUAAUAAUUAAGCAUGUCAUGUAAUUUCUUCAUGUUCUUCAAUUUAAACUUAUAAUUAUUGUGUUGGAUUACAACAUUUUUGUAUUUGGAAUACUACAAUUAAUGAAUGUACUACAAUAACUUGUUCUAGUAUAUCUGAAAAAGAAAAUUGUACUUACAUAUUUGAAAAUUUAAAUAGUUCUUCAAUCAAAUUGUGUGAAUGGAAUGCAGCUACAACUUAAUGUCAAAAUGCUACAUCAACUACUUUGACUAAUAAAACAAUUGAUAGUUGUCAUUUAGAAACUGGAGGAACUUAUCAUUGGUCAAAUACUUAAAAUAAAGGAUAUUGUAUAUCAUGUUCAUUGGAUCUUAUUAAAUUACCUAAGACUUGUUAGUGUGAUUAAUUAACUAAUAUUGAAUGUUUAAGUUCUGUGCCAAAAUGUAAAUUAAAUGAUUCUGGUAGUUGUAAAUAAAAUGAUUGUGUAAACAUCUUUGAUUAAGGUAAUUGUUCAACUCUACCAUCAUGUAUGUGGUCAAAUUAGGCUUGUGUAUAAUUUACAUCUUGUUCUAAUCUUUCAGGAGCAACAGCUUUGGAUUGUCUAGCCUAAUCAACAAAUUGUCCAGGUUUGUCAAAUGGUAUAUGCAAAUCUAAAUCAUAAUUAAGUUCUUGUAGUUCUUAUCAAACAGCAAGUUAAUGUACAUUAGGUAUUCCAUCAUCAGAUGGAUUUUGUUACUGGAAUAAUAAUGGAUGUUAAUAGAUGGUUAAUUGUGAUGCAAUAACUUAAUUAACCUAAUGUGAUGCACUUUAUAGAAUAUGCACAUGGAGUAAUUCAUUUAAUAAAUGUGUUCCAUUUAAAUGUCAGGAUUAUAAGAAUUAAGAUUAAUGUACAUUUGUGAUUGUAAAUUUCAAAAAUUCAUAUAUUGAAUUAUGCGAAUGGUAGAAUAAAGUGUGUUAAUAAUAUACUGAUAAAUACUUUAGAUUUGAUGAAAAUACAUGUUAUUAAAAUUCAGGACAUACAUAUAGUUGGGUUUCAGAUGAGGGACAUGGAUCUAGAUGUUAAGAAUGUUAUUCUUUAUUGAUAGCAUUUACGAUUGCAAUAUAUUUAAUUGCUUUUUGA